CGUUUAAGUCGCCGCCCUGCUAAGACACCUUCUCACAACUGAUACCUCCGGGUACCCUCGUUCGCUCCGUCCUCCAUGGCGAUUAGGGUUUGGCCGCUUCUUCUACUGGCGCUCCUCCUCGUACUAUCGUCGCCGUUCCUCCAAGUUGUUAGAUGCCAAUCAGAUGAGGAUGCUGCCUCAACCAAAGUAGCUGAAGGAAGUGAUGGCGGUAUAGCUGGUGAUGAUACACAAGUAUUCAGUGAUGUGGUGCUGGGUCCAGCUUCUGGAGUCCAUACUGUUUGUGUAUUUCCAAAGAAUGCUGCUAGAUUAGUACUAGCAGGAGAAGAAACUGAGCUACUAGUUGGCUUACAUAAUGAGGGCGAAUCAAUUUUAAAUGUGAUUGCUGUGCAUGCUAGCCUUCAUCUUCCAUUUGAUCACCAUAUGUUUGUGCAGAAUCUAACUCUGCAGGAAUUUUAUAAUGCAUCAGUGCCAGUUUCAGCUCAAGCUACCUUCCCCUAUUUAUUCGCUGUCAGCAAGUUUUUGCAGCCUGGCUCUUUUGAUUUAGUUGGUUCGGUAGUCUAUGAGAUUGAACAACAGGCAUAUCAGAAUAUUUUCUAUAACGGUACCAUUGAAGUAGCUGAGGCCGGUGGUUUUCUAAGUGUUGAGUCAAUAUUUCUUGUGACCCUUGGUCUUGCUCUCAUUGGACUUCUAGGGUUGUGGGCAUAUGGUCAAAUUCGACAAUUCUCAAAGAAAACAAAAAGAUCUCAGAAAGUAGAAGUUGGUACUAAAACCACUGACGCUGAUAUGGACGAGUGGUUACAGGGAACUGCUUAUGCUCAAUCAUUGUCGAGCAAGCCACAGAAAAAAAAGUAAACUGCAGUGUCCAAAUGGUUCAGCAGACAUGUUGUUCAAGCUCAAAUAAUGGUAGAAUGAGGCGGUUCCAGAAAGUUUUCAAUAGUAGUUUAUCAGCAGGUUUUCUCUUUUACUUCAGAUAUUAAGUUUAAAUCUUCGGUUUCUAAACAAACUGUUUAAUUUAGAAACCCGAAUUUUGUUGUGACGGCUAGAUAGACUUUUUGGUUCUGAGUUAACUGCAUUAGGGUUUUCUUCAAGAUCUGUGGCGACUCUUGUCAUCUUCCCGUUCUUGCCCAAUUCGAUGAUAUCUCCUGCGGCUGUAUAUUUAUCGCAGGAGGGUUCACUA
This is a messenger RNA of Zingiber officinale, 1177 nucleotides long. Its product is annotated as translocon-associated protein subunit alpha-like. The transcript has 8 exons. The coding region runs from base 76 to 852 and encodes 258 amino acids. The record is from RefSeq and is a predicted model, not a curated record. Gene Ontology annotation, cellular component: endoplasmic reticulum; endoplasmic reticulum membrane. NCBI's taxonomy places the organism in Eukaryota, Viridiplantae, Streptophyta, Magnoliopsida, Zingiberales, Zingiberaceae.